Dichotomopilus funicola is the source of this 1014-nucleotide messenger RNA. RefSeq lists its product as uncharacterized. Gene Ontology annotation, cellular component: cytosol. Lineage: Eukaryota; Fungi; Ascomycota; Sordariomycetes; Sordariales; Chaetomiaceae. The record is from RefSeq and is a predicted model, not a curated record. Bases 1 to 1014 code for a protein of 337 amino acids. Gene Ontology annotation, biological process: purine nucleobase biosynthetic process. The transcript has 3 exons. Gene Ontology annotation, molecular function: methylenetetrahydrofolate dehydrogenase (NAD+) activity; methylenetetrahydrofolate dehydrogenase (NADP+) activity.
AUGGCGUCAAACGAAGUGCCCAAGACCUGCAAGGUCAUUCUCGCCGACACAAUAGCCAAGAAGCUUCUAGCAGAGGUCAAGGAGACGCUGGCUAGCAUCCAGGGUGUCAGCAAGCCCACUCUGGUAGCUUUUCUGGCUAACGAUGAUCCCUCCGCCGGGCAAUAUGCCGACUGGUCCAAGAAGACGUGCGAAGAGAACGGCUUCAACUUCGACCUCCGCAAGGUCGAUAAGGAAGCCCUUGAAGAGGCCGUCGUGGCCGCCAACAACGACGACGCCGUCGACGGCAUCCUAGUCUACUACCCCAUCUGGCGCAACAACCAGCAGCAAGACCGGUACAUCCAAGAAACCGUAGCACUAUCCAAAGAUGUCGAAGGGCUCUGCCACACCCACCUCUUCAACAUGUACCACAACAUCCGCUUCCUGGACCCGCCCACCAACACCAAGAAGUCCCUCCUCCCCUGCACCCCACUGGCCAUCGUCAAAGCCCUCGAGCACCUGCAGAUCUACAACCCCAUCCUCGCCUACGGCAACCGUCUCUUCGGCAAAACCAUCACGGUCAUCAACCGCAGUGAAGUCAACGGGCGUCCCCUAGCCGCCCUCCUCGCCAACGACGGCGCCACUGUGUACAGCGUCGACAUCACGGGCGUGCAGCUAUUCACACGCGGCAGUGGCAUCCGCGCGCCGCGCCACCAGGUCCUGGACAAGGAAGGGUGGGGGCUCAAGGAGGUGCUGCCGCUCAGCGAUGUCAUCAUCUCGGGCGUGCCGAGUGAGGAUUACAAGGUGCCGACGGAGCUGAUCCGGGACGGCGCGGUGUGCAUCAACUUCUCGAGCUACCGCAACUUUGAUGGGCCGGCGGUCAAGGAGAAGGCGAGCAUUUAUGUGCCUAGUACCGGCAAGGUCACUAUUGCUGUCUUGCUGCGUAAUUUGGUGCGCCUAACUGCUAACCGACCACGGCCUGAGGGGGUAUCCGAGGAGGAUGACAAGGCGAGGACUGAAGCCUUUAAGGAUGGCUGA